Molecule: messenger RNA, 1017 nt
Organism: Astyanax mexicanus (Mexican tetra)
Lineage: Eukaryota; Metazoa; Chordata; Actinopteri; Characiformes; Acestrorhamphidae
Gene: psma6a
Product: proteasome 20S subunit alpha 6a
Exons: 7
Coding region: 106-846 (246 amino acids)
Biological process (GO): ubiquitin-dependent protein catabolic process
Cellular component (GO): nucleus; proteasome core complex; cytosol
Source: RefSeq, a predicted model, not a curated record
GGAAGUGAAGCGGUAGUGUUUCCGGGUGUGUUUGUGUGUGUAGGUGCUGUUGGUCGGGUUAUUACUGAUUAUAGAUUAUUGAUUAUUAGUGAGUGUGUGUUGGGUAUGUCUCGCGGGUCGAGUGCGGGGUUUGACCGCCACAUCACCAUCUUCUCCCCGGAGGGAAGACUCUACCAAGUCGAGUAUGCUUUUAAGGCCAUUAAUCAGGGGGGUCUGACCUCAGUAGCUGUGCGUGGGAAGGACUGUGCGGUUGUUGUCACACAAAAGAAAGUACCAGAUAAACUGCUGGAUUCAGCUACUGUCACUCAUUUAUUCAGAAUAACAGAGAAUAUCGGCUGUGUGAUGACUGGAAUGACAGCGGACAGCAGGUCUCAGGUACAGAGGGCUCGGUAUGAAGCAGCGAACUGGAAGUAUAAGUACGGGUACGAGAUCCCGGUGGACAUGCUGUGUAAACGCAUCGCUGAUAUCUCUCAGGUCUACACCCAGAACGCUGAGAUGAGGCCGCUGGGCUGCUGUAUGAUCGUGGUGGGCGUGGACGAGGAAUGCGGGACGCAGGUGUAUAAAUGCGACCCUGCAGGUUAUUACUGCGGAUUUAAGGCGACGGCUGCCGGAGUCAAACAGACAGAAGCCACCAGUUUCCUGGAGAAGAAAGUGAAGAAGAAGUUAGACUGGACCUUCGAGCAGACGAUAGAGACUGCAAUCAGCUGCCUGUCCACAGUUCUGUCCAUCGACUUUAAGCCGUCGGAGCUGGAGGUGGGGGUGAUCACCACGGAGGAGCCCAGGUUCAGGAUUUUAUCCGAGUCUGAAAUCGAUUCCCACCUGGUGGCGCUGUCUGAGCGGGACUGAAGGGGGCGCUGUUGUCUGUGAGAGUCGGUAACUGAAGCACUACAAACAUAUCCUCAGUAUUUCAGGCCCUGCACCCCCCCACCCCCCCCCCCCCGCUGCACUCCGCCCCCCUGUUUAUUCUGCUUUUUCAUGCAACACUUAAAUAAAACCAAAACGUUCUGGACGAGUUAA